This is a messenger RNA of Gadus chalcogrammus (walleye pollock), 7254 nucleotides long. It is a transcript of the gene nckap1, whose product is annotated as NCK-associated protein 1. Gene Ontology annotation, biological process: cortical actin cytoskeleton organization; cell projection assembly; cell morphogenesis. Bases 848 to 4252 code for a protein of 1134 amino acids. Lineage: Eukaryota; Metazoa; Chordata; Actinopteri; Gadiformes; Gadidae. Gene Ontology annotation, cellular component: SCAR complex. The record is from RefSeq and is a predicted model, not a curated record. The transcript is spliced from 32 exons.
AGUGGCGUGUCCCCUCUUCAGCUUGUGAGAUUUGGUGAUUAAAGUCAAAACUCUGACUUUAAUCCAAUAAUUCAGAUUUUAUCUCCUAAUUCUGACGUUAUUCUCAGAAUUCGGACUUUAAACUCAGACCUCAAAAGAUAUUCACAUUAAGGAUAUGAUGUCUUGCUCAGGGACACCUCGAAGUUAUAAUGAACAAAGCAUUAGCACCUUUAUUAAACAUACAUGAAUUGUAUUAUUUGUAAACAAAGAGAUCAAUCAUGUAUUUCUAUAUAAAUGUAUGUAUUGACUAACUUUGUGUUUUGGAAUCUUACCUGUACAAACAAAAAGUACUCUACUAUACAGAUUUGACUAUACUGACAUGGACAUGCAUAUUUGCAUUGGAUGUAUACGACUCCAACUGAUAGCAAUGGGAAUCUCAUAACAUCAUACGACAGAUGAGUUGAUAAUUGACCAACCAUUGCAUAGUGUUUAGUUCUACAUGUACAGUAUUUGCUACCACUUCCCAUAACCUGGGCGCAGCACCGAGUUCGUGAGCGGUAUUCGAACGCAUCUCCGGCGGUACUCGAACGCACCUAGGGCUGGUAGAUCCAUCCUCGGGCUUUGCAGGGAAAAUAACCUCACUGAGAAAACCAGGACAUCUCCUCUCGUCUCUCAGGAAAGAAAAAAAUAUAGGCAGCUUUGGGAGACGGUGGGGUGGAGCACAGGAAGCCGUUGUCACCGAAUAUCCAAACAUGGGCGCUAACUGAUCACUACAGUACACGGAUUUUCGCUUCAAACCACCCGACAGUCACAGCACAGAUUUGGAAGAGAAUCGGACUCGAUAAGGGGAUCGGACUCGAGGAGCAAGAUGUCUCGGGGAGUGAUCCAGCCCAGCCAGCAGAAGCUGGCCGAAAAACUCACCAUCCUCAACGACCGAGGCAUCGGGAUGUUGACCCGGGUUUACAAUAUUAAAAAGCAAGGACAAGUUUGGAAGGCAUGUGGGGAUCCGAAGGCUAAACCAUCUUAUCUGGUCGAUAAGAACCUGGAGUCGGCUGUUAAAUUCAUUGUCAGGAAGUUCCCUGCUGUGGAAACCAGAAAUAAUAACCAACAGCUGGCUCAGCUGCAGAAAGAGAAGUCUGAGAUCCUCAAAAACCUGGCUCUCUACUAUUUCACUUUUGUAGAUGUGAUGGAGUUUAAGGACCAUGUUUGUGAGCUGUUGAAUACCAUUGAUGCCUGUCAGGUCUUCUUUGAUAUCACGGUAAACUUUGACCUGACCAAGAACUACCUGGACCUGGUGGUGACCUACACCAACCUGAUGAUGCUGCUCUCCCGCAUCGAGGAGAGGAAGGCCAUCAUCGGCCUGUACAACUACGCCCACGAGAUGACCCACGGCGCCAGUGACAGGGAGUACCCCAGGUUGGGCCAAAUGAUUGUGGAUUACGAGAACCCUCUGAAGAAGAUGAUGGAGGAGUUUGUUCCACAUGGAAAGUCGCUGUCCGAUGCGCUGAUCAGCCUGCAGAUGGUCUACCCCAGGAGGAACCUCUCGGCUGACCAGUGGAGGAACGCCCAGCUGCUCUCCCUCAUCUCAGCCCCCUCCACCAUGCUCAACCCAGCACAGUCCGACACGAUGCCAUGUGAAUAUCUGUCCCUGGAUGCAAUGGAGAAGUGGAUCGUCUUCGGUUUCAUCCUGUGCCACGCGGUGCUGAGCACGGAUGCAGCCGCCCUCUCCCUGUGGAAGCUGGCCCUGCAGAGCUCCACCUGCCUCUGCCUGUUCAGAGACGAGGUCUUCCACAUCCACAAGGCCUGCGAGGACCUGUUCGUCAACAUCAGAGGAUACAACAAGCGUAUCAAUGACAUCCGGGAGUGUAAGGAACAGGCUCUGUCUCAUGCCGGCUCCAUGCACCGAGAGAGACGCAAGUUCCUCAGGUCUGCCCUGAAGGAGCUGGCCACUGUGUUGGCUGAUCAACCAGGACUACUAGGACCCAAGGCAUUAUUUGUUUUCAUGGCGCUGUCCUUUGCACGAGACGAGAUCAUCUGGCUGCUGCGUCACGCCGACAACAUCCAGAAGAAGAGCACAGACGACUUCAUAGACAAGCACAUAGCAGAGCUGAUAUUCUACAUGGAGGAGCUGCGGGCUCAUGUCAGGAAGUACGGGCCGGUGAUGCAGCGCUACUACGUCCAGUACCUGUCGGGCUUCGACGCCGUGGUGCUCAACGAACUGGUCCAGAACCUGUCUGUAUGUCCCGAGGAUGAGUCCAUCAUCAUGUCCUCCUUUGUCAACACCAUGACCUCCCUCAGCGUCAAGCAAGUGGAGGAUGGCGAUGUGUUUGACUUCCGAGGUAUGAGGUUGGACUGGUUCAGAUUGCAGGCCUACACCAGCGUGUCCAAGGCCAGCCUGGGCCUGGUGGACCACAAGGAGCUGGGCAAGAUGAUGAACACCAUCAUCUUCCACACCAAGAUGGUGGACUCCCUGGUGGAGAUGCUGGUGGAGACCUCGGACCUCUCCAUCUUCUGUUUCUACAGCCGGGCGUUUGAGAAGAUGUUCCAGCAGUGUCUGGAGCUGCCCUCCCAGAGCAGACACUCCAUCUGCUUCCCCCUGCUCUGCACACACUUCAUGUCCUGCACACACGAGCUCUGUCCUGAGGAGCGCCAUCACAUCGGCGACCGGAGUCUGUCCCUGUGCAACAUGUUCCUGGACGAGAUGGCCAAGCAGGCCCGCAACCUCAUCACCGACAUCUGCACCGAGCAGUGCACGCUCAGUGACCAGCUGCUGCCUAAGCACUGUGCGAAGACCAUCAGCCAGGCGGUGAACAAGAAGAGCAAGAAGGCAACGGGGAAGAAGGGCGAGCCGGAGAGAGAGAAGCCCGGCGUGGAGAGCAUGAGGAAGAACCGGCUGCUCGUCACCAACCUGGAUAAGCUCCACACAGCACUGUCUGAGCUCUGCUUCUCCAUCAACUAUGUACCCAACAUGGUGGUGUGGGAACACACCUUCACCCCCAGAGAGUACCUCACUUCCCACCUGGAGAUCCGCUUCACCAAGUCCAUCGUGGGGAUGACCAUGUACAACCAGGCCACGCAGGAGAUCGCCAAGCCCAGCGAGCUACUGACCAGCGUGCGCGCCUACAUGACGGUGCUGCAGUCCAUAGAGAACUACGUCACCAUCGACAUCACCCGCGUGUUCAACAACGUUUUGCUGCAGCAGACGCAGCACCUGGACAGCCACGGGGAGCCCACCAUCACUAGCCUCUACACCAACUGGUACCUGGAGACGUUGCUUCGCCAGGUGAGCAACGGCCACAUCGCCUACUUCCCGGCCAUGAAGGCGUUUGUCAACCUGCCCACGGAGAACGAGCUGACGUUCAACGCGGAGGAGUACUCCGACAUCUCCGAGAUGCGCUCCCUGUCAGAGCUGCUGGGGCCCUACGGUAUGAAGUUCCUCAGUGAGAGCCUGAUGUGGCACAUCUCCUCACAAGUGGCUGAACUCAAGAAACUGGUGGUGGACAACGUGGAGGUUCUGACCCAGAUGAGGACGAGCUUUGACAAGCCAGAGCACAUGGCGGCCCUCUUCAAGAAACUCUCCUCUGUGGACAGUGUGUUAAAGAGGAUGACCAUCAUCGGCGUCAUCCUGUCCUUCCGCUCCCUGGCUCAGGAAGCUCUCAGAGACGUGCUGUCCUGUCAUAUCCCAUUUCUGGUCAGCUCAGUGGAGGAUUUCAAAGACCACAUCCCCAGAGAGACAGACAUGAAGGUGGCGAUGAAUGUCUACGAGCUGUCAUCAGCAGCUGGCUUGCCCUGCGAAAUCGACCCUGCGCUGGUCGUGGCCCUGUCCUCACAGAAAAGUGAGAACAUAAGUCCAGAGGAGGAGUACAAAAUUGCCUGUCUGCUGAUGGUAUUCGUGGCCGUUUCCAUGCCGACGCUAGCCAGCAAUGUCAUGUCCCAGUACAGCCCUGCCAUCGAAGGCCACUGUAACAACAUUCACUGCCUGGCCAAGGCCGUCAACCAGAUCGCUGCGGCUCUCUUCACCAUCCACAAGGGCAGCAUAGAGGACCGCCUCAAAGAGUUCCUGGCGCUGGCCUCAUCCAGCUUGUUGAAGAUUGGCCAGGAGACGGACAAGAUGACGACCCGCAACAGAGAGUCAGUGUACCUGCUGCUGGACAUGAUCGUCCAGGAGUCGCCCUUCCUCACCAUGGACCUGCUGGAGUCGUGCUUCCCCUACGUGCUGCUGCGUAACGCUUACCACGCCGUCUACAAGCAGAGCAUCAACGCCAACGCCUAGAUGCACCCGCACGCACGCACGACAGGCCCGCCGGGCGGACACACACACACACACACGCCCCCGCAACAUCAGGCUCACAGAAAUACACAAAACAGCCUUAGUGCAAUUUGUGUGGCAAAAAAAAUAGGAAAUGCGACACACGCACUACACACACUCCAUACUACGCCAGCCAAUGGCACGUUUGAACACUCUGACCCCACUCUGACCCUUCCACACUUCAUUUUACUACAUGGAACGAUCGCGACGGCAGGAGAAGGGGGGCCGCCUCUACUAGACCCCCACGCCCCCGAACACGCACUCAAAGACACACACUACCAUUCUGUGUACAAUGGGGCGUUGACACACAACUUCAUAAACACACUGUUGACAAAAACAUUGACCCACUAAACGACCCUCAACAGCACACUGACAAGCUAUUAAUGCGAACUCCCCCUGAACACUGAGUCCCACACAGAGCUAUAUGCAGACACUACACAAACACACACAUUUUACACACCCAAACGGCGUAUUAAAGCGGGCGGGCGCCUUGGUGUGGAAACGGUAACACUAAAAAACAGCUGGAAAUGAGUUAGGGGGAUCACGAUCUUUGUUGCCAAGGGGACCAUGACCAUAGCAACGCGUAUACCUUAACCAUAGCUGGUUUAAAAUGAACAAAUAUAUAAAUAUAAAUAUAUAUAUAUAGUUGAGAAACUAAAAUAUUCCUUUUACUUUUCUUUUUUUGUUUUGAAUUGAGGUGUUCAGAAGACUUGCUCGUGGUUUUGGAUUUGGAUGAUUUUAUUAUGUGAAUGGGUGUGAUGAUGUGACGUGGGGGUUAUGCUUUUAUUUUGAAGAGUGUAAUGAUUCCUGUAUUGAUAAUGAAAGACUUGUUGCUUGUAACUGUACCGUAUGUAAACACAUGCACAUACACGCACACAUACACACACACGCAGACACUAACUUACUGAGAACACUAGAAGUACACCCGUACAAACUCUUCCGACAUUUCAUAGUGAGCAUACACAUUUGUUGUAACAUGGUGGUUUUGUUUUUCUUUCCUUUUUCUAACUAGUAAUAACUUUUGUGGGUAAAGGUAUGAUAUCUGUAUUCUGCUUUGAUGUGAACUAAACAUGUCUGUUUUUACUGAUUAUGUUUUUGUUUUUAUGAUGAUGAUAAAUGAUUAGCCAAAUGUGUCAAAACUCCAAACUGUGUACCAGGGCCUUGACGCGACGUGGGUUAUGGGGUGAUCUGCCUGGUGGUUGGCGAUACGGCCAUAGUGAUGGUCCCGACCAUCUGGGGGCCUGCUCCUUCACCACACGGCCCAGAUUAGGCUGAGAAGAGAAUGCAGGCGCCAACACUUUGUGAACCUGUCUGACGCGUUGCUGAGCAGGUGACCUGCGGGCUCGUGUUCAGCCCAGUCUAGCGUCACCAUAAGUGUCGAUAUUAUUUUUAUGAUCAAGCGUAGGGUGGGGUUGUGUCUAAGCAUCACUGCUAAUGCAACAUGUUUCUUUAGCAGGGGCUCAGCCCUCUGUUUCUAAAGGGAGGGGAGCACACUGCAAUAUUUUUACAUGCAUUUAAAAAAAGAAAAUAGUGGUUUAAAAGUGUUUUGCAUGUAUUGCUUUUUUUUUUUUUUUUAAGAGUUAACACUAAAAUCAAUCUUAAUAAAUAUUCUGUUAAAAAAAAUAAAGAAUUUGUUUAGGUGUUUUGCACAUCACUCAAAUAUAACUUAUUUGACCCAUGGUUUGUGAUUGACAGAAUGCCUACAAUCGACAACAUGCAGACCAACACCUGAAAUGUCCAGAUGGCUGAUGAGUUUGAUGUGAGCCAGUAAAAGAUCGACUCAUUGACGCAGACAAUGGCUCUUUUCAAAGUCCAAGACCUUGUGGGAUCAUGUCAUCCGUUUCACAGUUUCCAUGUUGGGGAGAGCAGGAAAAUAAGCUUUUCCUGCUAUUCCAUGCUGAAAUUAUUCCCAGAGGCUGGACGGGUGUCUGAGAGCACAGACUGUUUUGGAAACAGCAAUUUGGACAUCCCCCUCCCCCAUUGCACCUAUUUGGACACGACUAUUAACCACCGGCUUGAUAAAAACAGACGGGCUGGUACAGAGUUAAUGUCUCUACAUUUUGGUCUGCUUUUAAAUAAUCGUAUGCAUGGCAAGGGCUACAAACAGACGCCCUAAUCCAUGUCAUGUGUUGGUCCUCUACUGAUGGUUAUUUUCUUACAUGACAUCUGUCCGCUGAUUGAAAGCUUGCUGUUCUCAUUCUAAAUAACAUAACAUUCCAUAGUGGUGUUUAGUAAUCUGUACACUUACUCCGGAUCCAACAUUCAUUUUCUAUGCCCACGAUACAUCGAACUCGUUGGGGACGCAGUGAGUAUAGUUCUAGAAACUGAAUACACAUGAAACGCCAAUUACAUGCUGUGCUGAGGGAAUACAAAGUACUCUGUUGAUGUUGGGGUAUUUAGUUCAGUGAUGGCGGGGGGGGGAGUACUCAAGGAAAAGGUACAAUUUCCCAAGAACACUCUGAAAAUAAAAGUCCUCCACCAAAGGGUUCUCUAAAGUUGUAAAGGUAUUUGAUAUAAAACCAUGUUUACUUACUCACAUGAAGAUCCUAUUUCACCCUGACUUAAAAAAUACCUUGCCCUCAAAAAGUGUAUUGAAUAAGAAAGACAGGUAAAUUUUUUAUAUUUCACAGGUAAAAUACAAGCAGGACAGUAAAAUAAAGUCAAAAAUGUAAGUCAAGUGAAACACAAGUAGCUCAACAUUGUACUCGCUGUACAAGUACAAUAUUGUUAGCAAAAAGGUUUUCCACCCCUGCUUUUGGGCAGCCGAGUACAUGGCUUUGUAUUCUCCCUGCUUAACACAUAGUGUGUGAUGUUUCUACUGCAGUAUACUGUAAGGGAGUGAAAACAUGGACACAUUAUACCAUUUGAUGUGGUUGCUGUUUUCUCAGUCUUUUAACCUGUCUCUUGGAUUCUGCCUGUGUAGUUAAAUGACAAAUAAAUGGGUUUAAUUUGAGUUUGAAUUACCA